AUGGUGAAACCAUCAUCUCCAACACCUCAACAUCUUCGUCGCUACAAUCUCUCGUUCCUCGACCAGAUCACUCCCCAAGUCAACAAUUCUAUGGUCUAUUUCUUCGAUGCCGAUGAUGUCGCAAACAAAUUCAAUAUCAACGACGUUUCCGACCUCCUCAAGAAAUCAUUGUCUCAGCUCUUAACUCACUACUACCCACUCGCCGGAAGACUCAUCAACAAGAACUUGAUCGUUGACUGCAACGAUGAGGGUGCCCCUUACAUAGAAACUAGAGUCAGUUGCCACCUCAGCCACGUCAUCACCGACAACCCUUCUCCUGCCGACGUCAGAAAACUGCUUCCUUUUGAAAUGGAUGAAGCCGUCGACACAGUCCUCGGAGUCCAAGUCAACGUCUUUGAUUGCGGCGGAAUCGCCAUCGGUGUUUGCAUCUCCCACAAGAUCGCCGACGCGCUGUCGUACUUCCAGUUCGUCAAGACCUGGGCUGCCGUGACACGUGGCGAACAAGAACCGAUUAGAACCCACUUCCAAUCAUCCACGCUCUUCCCACCAAAAGACGUGUCAGGAUACGACCCGGAUUCUCUCGUCGCGAAGGACAAAAUAGUGUGCAAGAGAUUCGUGUUUGAGGCAUCCACGAUAGAAUCUCUAAGAGCGAAAUACUCCGAGAAGAUGACAAAUGUUCUGGGAGGUCAUCAGAAAUCUCCUUCACGAGUUGAACUGUUGUCAACUUUCAUAUGGACGAGGUUUCUAGCAGCCACUAAGGAAGAAUCAGGAAGCAAGAAAAAGAUUCAUUUAGUCGCAUGGACAGCGAAUCUACGGCCAAGAAUGGAGCCUCCAUUACCGGACUAUGCCUUCGGCAACUACUACUGGCCAAUGCGAACGCUUCCAACGUUAGACGAGAAAGGAGAAUGUCACGACCUAGGAUUGAAGUUAAGAGAAGAGGUAAAUAAAAUCGACAAUGAUUUUAUUGUGCAGCUUCGAGAAAGUCAACAAUGGAACCCUGAACAGAAGAGAGAAGAAAUGGUGAGAUCAAUCGGCAAUAAUGUUCAGCCUGCGGCUUUUGCAUUUACUUCGCUGUGUAGGUUUCCAGUCUACGAGGUUGAUUUUGGUUGGGGAAAUCCCAUGUGGGUGGGACCGCCUACGUGGAAAUUUAAGAAUGUGGUUACUCUAAAAGACACCAAGUCAAGUGGUGGCAUUGAAGCUUACGCCAGUCUUGCCGAGAAGGACAUGGCUAAAUUUGAACACGAUGAGGAAUUUCUGGCAUAUGUUUCUACCACGGGGUUAAAGUGA
Prosopis cineraria is the source of this 1287-nucleotide messenger RNA. RefSeq names its product stemmadenine O-acetyltransferase-like. The record is from RefSeq and is a predicted model, not a curated record. The transcript has a single exon. NCBI's taxonomy places the organism in Eukaryota, Viridiplantae, Streptophyta, Magnoliopsida, Fabales, Fabaceae. The coding region runs from base 1 to 1287 and encodes 428 amino acids.